This is a messenger RNA of Cyclopterus lumpus (lumpfish), 6694 nucleotides long. RefSeq names its product minichromosome maintenance complex component 3 associated protein (gene mcm3ap). The transcript has 28 exons. Gene Ontology annotation, biological process: mRNA export from nucleus. Gene Ontology annotation, cellular component: transcription export complex 2; cytoplasm; nucleus. Gene Ontology annotation, molecular function: nucleic acid binding. Bases 212 to 6406 code for a protein of 2064 amino acids. Lineage: Eukaryota; Metazoa; Chordata; Actinopteri; Perciformes; Cyclopteridae. The record is from RefSeq and is a predicted model, not a curated record.
CUAAUUAGCCGCCGGACCGGAACCGGAAGCAAGAACGAGAAAACUCGAAAGACGGAGUCGGUGUUGCAUAUUUCUGGCGCCUGAAUGUUUUGGUGAGAAACAAAUAACCAAAGGAUAUUAAAACAUUCGCUGAUAUUUAUUUUUAUAUAUUUAUAUAUAUAUAUAUAUAUAUAUAUAUUUAUAUAUAUAUAUAAAUAUAAAUAUCUGCGCCAUGAAUCCAUCCAAUCCGUUCGGGGGUACACAAACUGGAGCUUUCCAAGCCCCUAGUAACGCGAUGAAGACCGGUUUGUUCCCGUCAUUUGGACAACAAAGUUCUGGCAGUCAGCCCCAAUCGGUGGGCUUUUUUCCUCCAUCGGCGUUUGGACAGCCACCCGUCUUAAGUCAGUCCUCAACUCAUGGAAGUACCGUCUUUGGACAGCCGGCUUCACAGCCUUCCUCGCUGCCUGCCAUAAGCCAGGCUCCGGCAUUUGGUCAGUCAUCGUUAGGAAUGAGUAGCACCGGUUUUGGUAAUAGCUCUGCAGCGGCGUUUGGACAGACUGGUGAAGCCGACCAGGGUUCAGGAUUCGUCCAGACCCCUUCCUUUGCACAGCCGUCGGCGUUUGGCCAGGCUCCGGGUUUCAGCCAGCAAGCCCCUGGAUUUGUCAAACAGCCACCGGGGUUUGGCCAGCUGCCCUCUGGGUUCGUAGCUUCCCAGAUGGCGUCUGUCCCCACUUUGGGGCAACCCCAGCCACUGAGUUUUGGACAGUCUGUGUUUGGACAGCCGUCAUCCACCAGUGUCCCCGCCAGUGUGUUCGGCACAGCUCCGAGUGUGACCCAGAGCAGUGGCUUCGGCUCAUCCAAUUACAGUUUCAAGCCAGCCAACGAGGCAGUGUUCAAGCCCAUCUUCAAUGUGAGUCCUGAGCCCGCUAACCCUCAAACUACUUCAAUGUCCAGCUCACCUUUUGGCGGCAGUGGGUCCCAGACGAGCUCCAGCAUCAUGAGUAGUAGCGGCACCACGGCCGCUGGCUUCUCUGGGGCCAAGUCUGGGCAUCUGGGCUUCAGCUUCUCACAGCCGGGCGCAGCCCCUUCUAUCUCUGCUCAGAUCAAUACGCUUACCAAUAGCGGCACUCCUUCCAACACGCUGCAGUUCACCUUUUCCCAGCCAGCAGCCCCCUCCAGCUCCAGCACCAAGGGAUCUACCGCCGAGCCCACCACCCCAUCGUCUUUCAGCUUUUCAGCCAACGUCCUCCAGCCCCAGGCGAAAACCCUUUUUGGAGGAGCCAAUGUUGGUCCUCCCCCAGCAUAUGGUGAAACCAAAGCUAAAGCAGAGACUGGUACAGAGGAGAAAGGGAGCACUCCCGAGGGCUUAGGAGGGACAAGUGUAUUUGCACGACUUGGUCAAGGCACAAAGCGAAAGGAAGAUCCAACGGUCCACAGCGCGGUCCCAGAGAAGCCUGCCACAGGGGGGGAGGAGGAGGAGGAGGAGGUUCCAGCAGAAGCAGAUGCACCAAGACAUCCUUCAAAGAGGCCCCUAAUGAGGUCCCGCUGCCCACCAGCAGGCUUAUUUGGGAGAGCAUUAAGUGGUCUUCGUAGAGAGGCCACAAAGGAGACUGAGCCGCAAGCGUCAAAGUGGGAGGAACCGGAGAGCAAAAACAUCCCAGAUCAGGGGGACGACGUACCUCCAACACCACCCACAGCACACCCACCGACCGGGGAAGGGCUGGAAAAAGCUGAACAGUCAGACUCAACACAAGCCCCGGCCUCGAAUCUCGGCGUCACAACCCCAGUGAGACGCAGGAAGAGCUCGGAGAGCCUGAGUGGCAUGUCUGCUGCCGACUGCACCGCCAUCCAGUGCAGGGAUGUGCCUCCAUCCCUCAACAGGAAGGACAUUAUCGAGAAGCACUUUGGUCGUUUCGGCAAAGUCUGUAAGGUCCUCUGUCGGCCUGCCAGGAACCUGGUCAUAGUGCACUUUAAUGACCAUGCGUCGGCAGCAAAGGCGAAAAAGAAAGGAAAACUUCUCCAGAGACACGAGCUUUUUCUGUCGUGGCAGAAAAAGAAGCAGAGUCCAGAGGACAAAGAGAGCAGAUCGGCAUCAGAAAAGGACGAGGGAGAAAGUCAAGAGGACACAGGGUCCAAGUCUGUUUCCUCCCCACUCAGAAAACCCGCACUCAGCAGUUUGAUGGACUUCAGUCGCAGUUCUCCGGUAAAGAAGUCGCCAAUAGCAAAGUCUCUGCAGUUUGACACGGAACCCCAGAGCUCGGAGCGCCCGGUCGCCUCCUCCCUCCUCCACCUCCUCGGCCUGAAUGCUGAGACCGCCGAGGACAAGUUCCGCCUCCUGGAGCAGAGGGACAAGAUCCUGCGUCAAGGUCGGCCCAAGAGGACGGACCUGGACCUGUCUAAGGUGUUUGUGGGCACGUGUCCUGACAUGUGUCCAGAGAAGGAGAGGUACAUGAGGGAAACGAGGAAACAGCUGAGCGUUUUCGAGGUCAUCCCAGAUACCGAGAUGGUGGAUCACAAAGUGGCCGUAAAGGAAUACAGUCGCUCAUCAGCGGACCAGGAAGAGCCCCUGCCCCAUGAGUUGCGCCCCCUGCCUGUGCUCGGCAUGACCAUGGACUAUCUGGUGACUCAGAUCAUGGACCAGGGCCAUUUCAACUACCGGGACUGGUAUGACUUGGUCUGGAACAGGACCCGCGCCAUCCGUAAGGACAUCACCCAGCAGCACCUGUGCUGCCCUCACACGGUGUCGCUGAUUGAGAAGUGCACGCGCUUCCACGUGCACUGCGCCCACCACCUCUGCGAGGAGCGCUUGUCAACCUUUGAUGCCAAGAUCAACAACGAGAACAUGACAAAGUGCCUCCAGAGUCUUAAAGAAAUGUACCAGGACCUGGCCAUGCGUCAAAUCUACUGCCCCCUGGAGGCAGAGUUUCGCCAGUACAGCGUGCUGCUGAAACUCGACGACGGUGACAUCCUACGUGAAGUUCAGCAAUUCCGCGAUGAGGUGCGUAAUUCCCCUGAGGUGAAGUUGGCCGUGCAGGCGUUCGCUGCAGUCAACAACAACAACUUUGUGCGCUUCUUCAAGCUGGUCAAAGGAGCCUCCUACCUCGCCAGCUGCCUCCUGCACCGAUACUUCAAUCAGGUUAGAGCUAAAGCCUUGAGUAUCUUGAACAUAGCCCACACUGUGGGUCCAAGAUCGACUGCGUUUCCGGUGGAGGACAUUGUUCGGAUGUUGAUGUUCCGCAGCACUGAAGAGGCUUCUGACUUCAUCCAGCAGUACGGCCUCAAUGUGAACGAUGGUGUGGUCGAGCUGAGUCGGAUAGCCCAUCAGGAGCCAGAUCUGCCUCUGGCCCAGAAGAAGUCCGAUGUCAUCCUCGCAAAGAAAACCGUGUUGUUUGGAGAGGUGGUGAAUGGAGGCCCCCUCCCCAACCCCCUCCACCACACCCCUGUCUGCAGCUUUGACUCCCAGAACCGGUACCGCGGUGAGGGCCCUCUGACUGAGGCCACUCCAAGCCAAUUUAAAGCUUUUGCUGCCAAGGCGGAAGUUAAGGUACCGCAGGUGGUUCCAGACAUGCCCGCUGGGUUCGGGUUGCCUCCUGCCGUUACUGGUGAGACGGGGGAGCCCAGGGACCUGUUUGGCAGCCCGGCAGACGCCCCGCAGCUGUUCCAGCCGAUACCUCAGCCGGUCAGACCGCCGUCACCUCCACCCAAACCUCAGCCGGUGUACAGCAAUGAGGACAUCAUGGCUGAACUAGACGGUGUGAUUGAGGAGGUGGUUGGAGCAGCAGUGAGGGAGGUGGCAGCUGCCGGUGCGAGCUACGCCACAACAGCGCUUACGGAGAGCGGCGUGCAUGUGGAGUCACUGGUGAGCGAGGUGUUGGGACAGAUGCUGCAAAAGAUGUCCUCCGCCGAGAUCAAGCUGGAACGGGAGCGCGUCGCCGACGAGAAACACAAGCUUGAAGAAGCCAGGAGGAGGCAGGAGCACGAGGUCCUCCUGGUGCAGUUCAGCUUCUCUCUCUGCAGAGACCUCAUCUACGAAGUUUUAGAUGAGAGCGUCAAGGAGACCGCCACCUCUGAGAUCCAGCAGGCAUUGAAAGAGAAAGCCACCUGUGUAGCUAAAUGCACCGAGCAGGUCUGCACCGGUCUCGUUGAGGAGACUUUGAAUGAAGACAUUGCUCUGCUGGUUGAAGACCUCCUUGAAGAUGAGCUGCAACGCAUCCUCAAGUAUAUCAAAAGGUGGCGAGAUGUGGUGGCGGUGCGUCGGCAGCUGAAGAGGCAGAUGAGAGGUUUCCCUGCCGCUCCUUGCUGCGUGGACCCUCGAUUCAAACUACAGGCUCUGGCUCCCAGCGCCCCCGCACAGCCCUCCAUGGCAGAUCUGGCCCGUGGUCUGGUGAACCUGGGAAACGCCGGCACCCUGGCCCUCUCCAGCACCAGAUCGCUGAAAAUGAGAGAAGAAGCAAUCCACCAGAUGAGAGUCCACUACUACUAUCAGCAGCUGCUCGACGAGAGAGUGUGGGAGCCACUCGACCUGCCAGCUCUGGUGACAGAAAACAUCUCCGACCCACCGGACCGGAUAUUCUGGAAAGCUGUCCUCCUCCUGCCGAGCGACCACGAGAGCGUAGCCAGCUUGGCAGACAGGAUCCUGUCCGACUGGCUGGAGGUGAAGCUCGGUGGCAUCCAAGGGUCAGAGGUCAGGCAGGAGCAGCUAGAUGGCACACUGCAGACCCUCUGUGUCACCAACACACUGCGGGAUGAAGGACAACGCACUCACAGAGUCCACAUCAGCGUCAAGGCGUCCCGAGGCCCUCUCACCGAAGACAGCCUGUCCACAACGGAGGAGUGCGGUGAGCUCCAGGGGACGGCGGCUCUGAUCGUGUUGCUUCCCGCCGCGUCCACCGUGGAGCAGCCCGGGCCCGACGAGCAGGACGUCCCUCUGCUGUCGGCCCUGCUUCAGCUCAAACAGCUGCAGCAGGCCAGCGCCUGGCACUGCCCGCUGCCGCUGGCCGUUCUGGUGCCAGGGCCCGAGUGUGGCUCCGGAGAUACACAGAAACUAGAAGACGUCCUGAUGCUGCACACGCUGGUCCAGGAGGGUCUGAUAUCGGAGUACACAUUCUUCUUCAUACCAGAGACCACAAGUGACCUACAGGGAUCCAAACGGCUGAGCCAGGCUACACGUUGGCUGCUGGCCCGGGCUCCACCGCCCCUCCCGCUCUCCUGUCAGACCCUGGUGCAGCUCGUCGAGGCCGGUCUGAGUCGUGAGUUCAGCCCCAGAGUUCACGCUCACCGCCGGGACCGGGUCGAGGCGCGUCUUCCUCCCCAGGACCCCGUGCCCGUCAUCCAGCUGUACAACGCCGUCGUGGCUCACAUCGCCGACGAAGCGUCGUCCCAGGAUCUCGGCCGACUCUCUUGGCCGCCGGGAGAGUUCUGCUUGCAUGAUAACCGCGACGUCGUCCCUCAUCUGGGCUGGAACUCUGCCAAGCACCUGGACUGGUUACGCGAAGUCAUCCUCAACCUGCAGCUGCCGCAGUGGGAGCAGCCAUCCGAGACAGACUCGUGGUCUGCGCUCUGCUCCUCCAUCUUUCUCUACGCGGUCCAGAUCCCGGUCUCCCAAAGCAGUCAGCCCGUCCUCAUGUCACGACUGGAAAACCUUCUAAACAGGGUCAGUCCCAGGGGCCACCGCACCCGAGCCCCCGCGUCCAAGGUAACCAGGAGCCACUGGGACGACGGGCACGCGCGUCCGGCCUUCGGUCGGAUUCCUUGGGACGACGUGCUGGUGAUCUGCAUAGACCACAAACUGAAAGACUGGCAGAUCCCCGGACCCCCGGUCUGUGAAGAUGCCGUGACGGACGAUGGGGAGAUCCUGGUUUACCUCCACACUGAGUCAUUAAAGGGUUUCCAGCCACCGGAGGAAUGGACCCAGGCCCUCAGACAAACACACCGAGAGAAGCAGCAAGAGACAGAAGGUGCGGGUGCAGCUGCCUGUGCCACGCCCAGCAGCCUGUCCCUCAGACAGAGGCUGUUCGACAGUCUGGUCGAGCCCGCCGAGGCCCCGCUGGACAUCACGCACACUCCCACAGCGCAAGAGCUCCUGUCCCACAAACUCCUCAAGAGCUUGGAGGAGGAGAAGGCUGAAAGCCAAAGGUUCGCGGAGCAGCUUCAGCGUUGGCUGGACCGUGAACCCUUGGACCACUUGUCCACUCCGCUUUUCAUUCCCUCCUCAACUCUGUUGUCGAUGCCCACAACCGUAACGCACGCAUCCACAGCUGCUGUCGCACAGCAGCCGGAGCAGGACAGAGCAGAGCGCCCUCAAGCCACGCCUGUAUCUAAGGCGUGGCGCCUGAAGGAACUGGAGCGACAGAUGUCGGCGAGUCGUGAGGAAGGAUUGGCGUGCACACUGAAGCUGAGUAGUCUGCUGAGCAUCGUCGAUGAUUGAGGAACUUGUGAUACAAGGACCGCCGCUCUCCAAAUUUAAAUACAUAUUUUAAAACUAAGCUCCUGCUUAGAGACUGACAUUAAAUGUGCUGAGCUCAUACACACGGCAUACUAUUUUGUCUGUACAGUGUCUACCUUGUUGUUUUUUUAGCAUAAACUCUUGUUUAAAUCUCUGGGGAGGCUCUUCUUCUGUCUUUACUGCGUCUCCUGUGUGGUUUGAACCAGUUUUUGUAUCGUUGAGUAAUGAACUCAUCAAACAGCUGAAUAAAAGUGUAUUUUUACAAGUAAA